AUGGCCAGCGGAGGUCUGCAGCUGCUGGGCUUCAUCCUGGCCUUUGUAGGCUGGAUCGGCAUCAUCGUCAGCACGGCUAUGCCCCAGUGGAAGAUGUCCUCCUACGCCGGGGACAACCUUGUGACAGCCCAGGCCAUCUACGAGGGGCUGUGGAUGUCUUGUGUCACCCAGAGCACAGGCCAGAUGCAGUGCAAGAUAUACGACUCCCUGCUGAAACUGGAGAGCAGCCUGCAGGCUACCCGGGCUUUGAUGGUGUCUGGGAUCCUCCUGGGGAUCAUUGGCGUAGUCGUGGCAAUGACCGGCAUGAAAUGCAUGAAGUGCCUGGAAGAUGACCAGGUGAAGAAGAUGAGGAUGGCUGUCUUGGGUGGCGUGAUUCUCCUAAUUGCAGGUUUUGCCGUCCUUGUGGCCACAUCCUGGUACGGGAACAAAGUGGCUCGGGAUUUCUACAACCCUUUCACCCCCGUCAACACGAGAUUUGAGUUUGGCCAGGCUCUCUUCAUCGGCUGGGCGGCUGCGGCGCUGACCAUCCUGGGCGGCGCUUUCCUCUGCUGUUCCUGUCCCCGAAGAGAAACCUCCUAUCCCCCCUCCCGGCCCUACCCCAAGAGCACCACGAGUGGCAAGGACUACGUAUAACGGAGCGGGGAGCCGAAGCCGCGGGCAUCACCAGCGGAGACCGUUGUGGAAAGGACGCUGAGACGCUGCUGUCCUGGUCGAAGCAGAGUUCCAGCCGUCUGCAUUCAGCCUUGCUUUUAGCCCAAACGUGCAUGUUAUAAUCCUCCCCGUUACUGGACAUCAAUCCUCCUCCUUCUCCCACCCCACGGAGGGAGCCUAGCCGUGCUCGCUGGACCUGGGCCACCUCCAACCGCUUUCAUACCAGCUCUGCAGCACGUUGGGAGUGCAAGGGCGGGGGGAAGGAUCUUUUCUCCAGAUGACUUUUGGUGCUUUUUUAAUCCAGAAACACAUGGUAACAGUUCAGCUGGAGCCCACUAUGGGGGAUGUGUACAUAAAUCUAUAUCCUUUUCUAUGCAAAGGGGCUGCAGCAGUAGUAUCAAGAGAAAGAUCCCAACCAGGCAGGUAGACCCUGUUGUGAGAAGGUCCAUGUGUUUUCUCUGUCGUUUCCUAUUUAUCUCUAUGUCUGCUGCAGAUAUCAGUCCACAAAAAGUUGGUAGACUCACCCCCGCGGAGAUGAGCCUACCCUCCAAUUCUUUUGCAGGUGGUACAAGGCAGGUAGGUGCUAUUUGGAGCUGGCGGAGGGUGACUCUCUGGUUUAAUUUGCCUCGGUGAUUCAUUAGAAAGCGUUCCCUUUGGAGAAUGCUCUACAGUAUUGUGCUUCUCACUGCCAGAAAGGGUUUCCUUAUCUUGCUUACCCCACAUCUAACUGUGCUCAGGUUCACCCCGUUUUGCUCCAUGCAAAACACACCUACGCAUCACCUCUACCAGUCCAGCCCUUUACAUCAUUUUCUUCUUCAAAAAUCCCUCCCGGUCUAUCAGCAUCUUUCUGGUACCGAGGUGCGCUGUAUUUCAGAUGCAGCGGUGCAGAGAAAGCCUGCCUUCAUCCCCAGAGAGCCUUGCAUGGAUGUCUUAUAACCCUGCCUAAGACCCAAUUCCUCUACUUAUGCAACAACUCCCUUGGUUUGUAUUUCACCACCCCCUGUGCAAAAAAUAAUAAAAAUCUAUCUAAGCAGCUGUGCCCCAUCACCCGACAGGCUUGUUUCAGCCUUGCUGCUUUCUAAGAACUCAUCUUUUUAUUGCUUUCCAUUGAAUGCCUCCUACAUGUUCCCAGAUGUAUUAACAUGCCAUUUCCUAGGUUGGUUAAUGUUUUUUAAAAAGUCCCAUUCAAAUUUCUAAACGCUCUGGAUUGUUUCCCACUAGUUCUCUCUCCUCACUGAAGCUUGCAGCUCUUUUUUUCACCUUAAAAGAAUUAACGUGGAGUUUGCCUUUUCUUCCAGAUAAAUACAUUUACCCAAACUGAGCCCAGUGCCAGCCCGUAAAACCUUCCCCUGGAUGCUGCCUCUAAAUACCCGCCAAGCUGACUACACUGCUAUUUCAUCCCAGAUGGCCUUUCCCCUCUAGAUAGUUUCAGCCCAUUUCUUCAAGCAACCAAUCCAAAGUUUUUAUCCAAGCUCAUCAAAAAGAACUUGGAAAUCCCAAUGUUCAAAUAAUUACGGCAAGCAGCUGUCGCUGAGACAUGCAGCUCGUAAUAAAGGGCUUCGUGCCUUCCUCCAAAACAUCUGGUUCAGGUGGCACUUCUGACACAGGAGGCUGUGGGUCAGUUGUGGUUGGGUAAUAGCUAACAGGAUAGUGGCAGCUCAAACACAAAGCGUGCGUCUACAUGUGCAUUAAUGCACUUUAGUUAAUGCGCAUUAAAUCUAGUACCUCCAUGGUGAGGUACUAGGGAAAUGUGCAUUUGCCUGUCUUAAUGCACAUUAACUAAAGAGAACAGUUUUUCAGUGACGCUUAAUGUGCAUUGGCCUAUUUUAAUGUGCAUUAGCUAAAUGCCCCCUUUUUUUUUUUUAGGGGUGCUUUAAUGCUCAUUAAAAUAGGCUAAUGCUCAGUAAAGUGCAUGUGUAGAUGCACCCAAACUCUCCAUUUGGAAGGAAAGAAGCCAGCCUCUUCUAUCCCUGCUCCCUAAAUGCUGCAGAUGUGGAGAGGCACUUGCAUCUCCUGACCCCUUUGUAUAAAAAGGGUCAGCCCCUGGCACUGAAACGUGCCAAACUGCAGCAUGGGUGGCCUAUCUGAUCCUCAUGACCUAGCCGUGCUCUGACGGCCGCCUCUGUGGCAUGGAUCUCAGAGCCAUUCACGUGUCUGCUUCAGAUUGAAAUCCCUCCCUGUACCUAUUUCACAUGUAUGACUUCUGUUGACUUCUUGGGGGGACAGCUGUCUGUGCCCAGUGGCCAUCGGAUGAGCCCCCAGCUGGGAAAGCUUGAAGCCCCAGCUGCAUCCACGAGCGGCAGAGGUUGGAUCUUUUGUAUUUAGUUCUUACCCUGAGCAGGGAGCAGGCUUUUCUAUGGGGAACUUGUAUAAAGUGUGAAACUUUUUCAAUAAAUGGAAUUUUUUUUUAAGA
Molecule: messenger RNA, 3064 nt
Organism: Alligator sinensis (Chinese alligator)
Lineage: Eukaryota; Metazoa; Chordata; Crocodylia; Alligatoridae
Gene: CLDN1
Product: claudin 1
Exons: 4
Coding region: 1-633 (210 amino acids)
Biological process (GO): cell adhesion; bicellular tight junction assembly
Cellular component (GO): plasma membrane; bicellular tight junction
Molecular function (GO): structural molecule activity
Source: RefSeq, a predicted model, not a curated record